CUUGUUUGCCCUUAUCUGGGUGUCCAAGGAGACCAAUAACAAACGGAUCUGUGGAUUGCCUAAUGGAAGACUUCACACUCAGUGGCAUCACCUCUAAUGGCCUGAUAGAAAAGAAAAACACUAUCUCCUCAAACUCAUUGUUGACACAGUCGGUCGGGGAUGGUGGACACUGGGCAAAGAAGAGGGAGACUGGCUCUGUAGAGAUGGCCGCUGAAGAGAACCAAGUGGUCCUGUCUCUCCUCUGUGCCUUUGGGACCUGGUACAACAGCUCUGGCCACGCUGAGAGACAUAGCAGAAUCUCCUCUGAGACCAGCGGCAACACCUCAGACACGACAAACACGACAACCAACUCCUUCCAGAGACAGGUGGAGCUGUUCACCCGCGAGUGGCACGUCUUCCUGCCUCCGCGCCAAUCCAGGGCCAUGCAUGUUUGCCCCAUCUUGGGCUUCCUGGCGGUUUCUCUGGUGAUUCCUGUCAUCCUCACCCGAAUCCUGACCAGCCCCUGGAUGCGCCAGGAGACCCGCUACCUCCUCCUAGCCAAUGCGUUGCUAAGCGACAUGCUGUUCGUGUCGCUGUACAUGGUGAGUGCCUGUCUGAAUGCGACGGGCGUACUGAUGUCAGAGUGGGCGUGCUCUACCAUCCUCUUCCUGCUGGGGUUGCUGUACUGCGCUGGGAUCUUCAGUACCAAGGCCAUGGUGCUGGACACCUCACUGGCUGUGAUGGCUCCACUUCGAUACUAUGCCCUGUGGCCCGUCUCCAGCACGAGGAGGGCGAUCGCUGGUAUCUGGGCUGUGUCUAUUUUCUUACCAGCAGCGUCUGUAGGGGUGCUUGUGUGGUACCACUCUACUGGACCCUGUUCCCUACACAUUUGCUCCCUGCCCCUCCUGCUGGUCCUCACCGUCAGCCAGUCCACUCCCAUGCAGGUGUCCAUGCUGCUGGCAGUCACAGGCGUCCUCCUCAUUCUGCUCCUGGUCUUCUCUGGCUAUGUCGUUCUGUACUGUCGCACCCGCAUGUCUGGCGUGUGGAGAGGUGAACGCUCGUCCCGGGCCAAAGGCACAUUCCUCAUCCACUACCUCCACCUCAUCCUGUCCUUCCUGCCCAUGUUGGUGCUUCUCAUCAAGCUACUGCUCUACUGCCACCUUGAUGCCCUGGACCUGCGUGCCAACCUGUGGGUGUCUCUGGUGGUGUGUAACAUCCUCCUGGUGCUCCCCAAGGCCCUGGCUCCCUACCUGUACGGCCUCAGGUACAGGCACCUGUGUGAGGCCUUGUUGGCCUUUUAUGGGCUGAAGCGGCCCACCGCCGUCUCGCCUGUCUUGUGAGAAUUAAACAAUAAAACAUUUUCCUGGACUUAUAAGAAUAUUAGCACAGAAGAAGAAUUGAGGAGAUGUGUCGGUUGACACACGUUUCACUCUGGUGUUUUUCUCAACAUCAGUAUAUCUUACAGGAGAAUUUUCAAUAUUAAGAGAAAUAUCAAGGUCUUGAGUUGAAAUGGGGACCCUUUUUCUCCUCAUAUUUUAUUCCAACAUGGAGUUGUAAGCCAUCAAACACUCUGUCCACUUGUGACACACCCCCAUCCCGGGGUUGGUUGUCAGGACAGUGUGGGGUUGGUUGUCAGGACAGUGUGGGGUUGGUUGUCAGGACAGUGUGUGGUUGGUUGUCAGAACAGUGUGGGGUUGGUUGUCAGGACAGUGUGGGGUUGGUUGUCAGGACAGUGUGGGGUUGGUUGUCAGGACAGUGUGAGGUUGGUUUUCAGGGCAGUGUUGGGUUGGUUGUCAGGACAGUGUGGGGUUGGUUGUCAGGACAGUGUGGGGUUGGUUGUCAGGACAGUGUGUGGUUGGUUGUCAGAACAGUGUGGGGUUGGUUGUCAGGACAGUGUGGGGUUGGUUGUCAGGACAGUGUGGGGUUGGUUGUCAGGACAGUGUGAGGUUGGUUUUCA
Oncorhynchus keta (chum salmon) is the source of this 1936-nucleotide messenger RNA. RefSeq names its product probable G-protein coupled receptor 148. Gene Ontology annotation, molecular function: G protein-coupled receptor activity. The record is from RefSeq and is a predicted model, not a curated record. Gene Ontology annotation, biological process: G protein-coupled receptor signaling pathway. Lineage: Eukaryota; Metazoa; Chordata; Actinopteri; Salmoniformes; Salmonidae. The transcript has 4 exons. Bases 63 to 1319 code for a protein of 418 amino acids. Gene Ontology annotation, cellular component: membrane.